UCCGGAAGUACAGUACACAAGGCAGCGGAGUGAUUCAUGUAAUCAAGCGGAUAGUCAUUGCCGCCGUGAUGUGGUUUUGUUUUGUGAGGCCUCCAGCCAACAACUUGCAAUAUUUUUUCACUUUAUAUGUAUUUCUUUCUUAUUAAUGCGUGUGCUCCUAUAUGACGAUAGGCGUGGCAUUGAUGGUAGCGAACAGGCAGAAGGGAGGCCGAUGUAUGACGCAUUUGACGUCACGCUGCCGGAGAAACGAAAGGUGUCAAUCGAGUUGAGGAGCAACAAAACGAGGAAGCGCCACUUACUACCUCGACAUAACUAAAGAAUUCAGCCGAAAUUCGACUAACUUCAUCUUUUGUUUUGUUGGCGGGGCUAAAAGAACUUUUAAUAUGAUAUUUGUUAAAGAAAUUCUCACGCUUUGCUGUCUUCUCCACGCCACAGCUCCAUUUGGAACACCAUUGAACAACUACAUCAGCCAUUACGAAGGGUUAUCCUAUGACACUGAUGCUGUACACAAAAAGCACCAGAGGGCCAAGAGGGCGCUCUCACCUCAAGAUGAAAUCCUGCACCUCAACUUUCAUUCUCAUGGCAGAAAUUUCAACUUGCGCAUGAAGAGAGACACCUCAAUGUUUACCCCUGAUGUUGUCAUGGAGGUGUCAGGAGAGGAGAACCCAAUUGACACGUCUCAUAUCUACAGUGGAGAAAUCUUGGGAGAAAAAGAUACAGUGAGCCAUGGGUCCGUGAUCAAUGGCCGAUUUGAGGGCUUCAUUAAAACACAGCAGGGAACAUAUUAUGUUGAACCAUCAGAAAGGUACUUGGAGGAGAAGAAUACCCCCUUUCACUCCAUCAUUUAUCAUGAGGAUGACGUUACUUACCCUCAUAAAUAUGGGUCUAAUGGAGGCUGUGCUGAUCCCACGGUGUUUAAAAGAAUGAGGAAGUACCAGGAAUCCGCGAUUGACUUGCCUGUUAAAGUUGUCGACAAUGAGCAUGAAAACAGAGGCUACGGUCCUGUCAUUUUUAAAAAGAAGAGGGCAGUGGAGCAAGAUAGAAAUAUCUGCCAGCUUCUAAUUCAGGCUGACCACUUCUUUUACAACUAUUAUGGCAGUCGAGAAGCUGUCAUUGCACAGAUCUCCAGCCAUGUCCAGGCAGUUAACGCCAUUUACCAAAUCACAAACUUCAAUGGCAUCCGAAAUAUCGGAUUCAUGGUGAAAAGGAUCAUUAUAAACAGCACAAAUACCCAACGUGACAACCCAUUUCGUUUUGCCAACAUUGGAGUGGAGAAGUUUUUGGAGCUCAACUCUGAACAGAACCACGAUGAUUACUGCCUGGCUUACCUAUUCACCGACAGGGACUUUGACGGCGGCGUCCUUGGCUUGGCUUGGGUCGGCUCAGAAAACUCGGGAGGCAUCUGUGAGAAAAACAGACUCUAUUCGGAUGGGAAGUGGAAGUCGCUCAACACAGGCAUUGUCACCGUAAAGAACUACGGCUCACACGUCCCUCCGAAGGUGUCGCACAUCACCUUCGCCCAUGAGAUCGGGCACAGUUUUGGCUCUAAUCAUGACACUGGAAUCAAGUGCACUCCAGGAGAGUCUUCCAUUCAGGCUGAAAAGGAGCUUGGCAAUUACAUUAUGUAUGCCAGAGCUACCUCAGGAGAUAAGCUCAACAACAACAAAUUUUCAUCAUGCAGCAUCGACUCUAUAAGUGCCAUUCUCACAAUCAAAAAGGAUAGGUGUUUUGUUGUGUCUGGACAGCCUAUCUGUGGUAAUGGACUUGUGGAGGAGGGAGAAGAGUGUGACUGUGGCUAUCGCGAUCAGUGUACUGACACCUGCUGCUAUGAUGCCAAUGAAGAGGAAAGCAAAAGGUGUAAACUCCAACCUGGAAAGAGCUGCAGCCCAAGUCAAGGCCCAUGCUGCACUGAGGUGUGCUCUUUUAAGGACCAACUUCACAGUUGCAGCAAAGAGUCGGAGUGUGCCUUCGAGGGCAUGUGCGACGGAACCACUGCUCAGUGUCCCACCGCUCAACCAAAGGAAAACUUCACCUCUUGCCACGAGGACACACAAGUCUGUAUCAAAGGGGUCUGUUCAGGUUCCAUUUGCGAGAAGUACAGUCUAGAAGAAUGUACUUGUGCUAGUGAGAACGAAAAAGAUGAUGUGGCUGAACUCUGUCAUGUGUGCUGCAUGGAAAAAAUGAACCCUAGCACCUGCAGCAGCACUGGUUCGGAGAAAUGGGCCCAGUACUUCAACGGAAGAGUCAUUAAUCUGCAGCCAGGCUCACCAUGCAAUGAUUUCAAGGGCUACUGCGACGUGUUCAAGAGGUGUCGUCUGGUGGAUGCCGAUGGGCCUCUUUCAAGGCUAAAGAAAGCCAUAUUCAAUUCAGAAAUCUAUGAGACCAUAGCUGAGUGGAUCGUGGAUCACUGGUGGGCAGUGCUUUUGAUGGGCCUCGCUCUUAUUUUGUUAAUGGCUGGUUUCAUCAAGAUCUGCAGCGUCCACACUCCCAGCAGCAACCCAAAACUGCCUCCUCCAAAGCCGCUGCCAGGCACCUUGAGAAAAAGGCAGCAGCGGUACGCCGCAGCGAACGCGCCGAGGCAAUAUCGCCACCGCAGAGACGACUACCAAAUGGGUGAAAUGGGCCUCUGAGAUCUUGGCUCUCAGCCCUUUAUCUUCCCAAAUGUGCCUACAGUGGAAGCACUCGACAAGUCUUGGUGCAACACAAGCCACAUCACUGAAGUGAUACGAGGCUAAAGGAGUGCUGUUAUAACCUGCCUAUCGAAAUCUUUCUAUGGGCACCAGACUUUCACUCACCUGCUCUGUGCUCUUAACAUUCAUUUUUUUCACCAGAGACCGCAGCAGGAUUGCAAGUGAAAUUUGACAAUUUAUUACCAAUCAACACUGAUACGACUUGUGGCUGCCAAACACUUGGCAUACUCUGAGAUGACGAACGAAAAGGAACCGUUGAUUUAACUUUUUUCUGUUUCAUAUUAUUGCUGUUUUUUUUUACACAGUGAGGCCGAUUUCACUGCUUUCGCUGUAAGACCAAAAAUUUGGAUAGUUAUAAUAGACUCCUCCAGUGCCAUAGACGUGCGUUUACGUCUUUUGCCGGUGCUUUUUUUUUCUUACAGAGGUAGGUGUAGGAAUGCUGUGCAAGUCUUGAGGAUGAUUGUUUUUAUUUUUUUUUAUUCAUAUUUUCAGGGUUAAAAAUUAACUAAUUGGCUCAUAACCUAUGCAAACAUCGGUAAUAUUGAAUUAAAUGAAAAUGUCAAUGACAUAGACAGCAUUUGACGUCCAAUCCAUUUUGACUGGAAGGGGUGAUUGUUGCCAGCCGCUCCCAGUCAAAAUGGAUUGGCUGUCAAUGGAGUUUGGCUUUAAAUGUAUCUCAUGCUGGAGUUAAUGCACUCAUGUGGCAAAAUUUAGUAUUCUACAGUACUUAUUUUGAAUUAGGAUUAAGCGUUGUGUGUGUUUGUUUCUACACUGAAGUUUAAGGUAUAAAAAUUCAAAAUGGUUACAAUUGCAGCACUACUAGGCUGAUCUUAAAGUAAUUUUUUUGUACUGGAAUGUAAAUGGUCUUAAAUGUUUUUUUUUUCUUAGUUAUUCCAUUUGAACUACUUGAAAUGCAUUAACGGUCAUGGUUCUGUGAUGGACAUUUGUGUCAACUUUCUUUUUGCUAAACAUUUUAGCGGCGGUAAUACAAAAGUACGAAAAUGUAUUAAUGUGGGGAUUUUUCUUUUAAUGGAGCACAUGAGAACUGCAUUCUCAAAGUUUAAUGGAUAAAAUGUCAAAAGUUUGAGUCAAAUGGGUUCGGUUUUAGACCAUUGUUGUAAAUGUACCAUAAGUACUAUGUACUAAGAUUUGGCCUUCAUUUUUGGUCAAGUGGGAAAUUUCUAUCUAAUAAAUACAUUUUCCAAAAGCCUAUUUAACUCAAAAUUGCAUUUCACCUACCUACCAGUGCAAAUUGACCAACGUUAAAUUACAGUACAGUAGUGUAAUAGGCCCAAAGUGUUCAUUAUUUAAUACAGGUACGUGCCAAAAAAGUAGACUAUUAAAGGAAAAUCUAUUCUGUAUUUUGUUUCAAAAAGUUGGACAUGGAUAUUAUCAUUUCACAAAGAGAAUCAAAGCCUUGUUUCCUGAUUAAUGCAAAAAGACCAAAAAAAAAAAAAAAAGUGAGACAUUACCAUUUUAAAAAAUACUUAAAAAUGUUUAAUUAAUAAAAAGAAAAUAUAUUGUACUAAUUGGCUGCCAUUGACAACGCUAGGUGUCCAUCCAUUUUCACUGGAAAACUGUCACUGCGAGAUUGUCCCAGUCAAAAUGAUUUGGCCGUCUAGCACUGUCAAUGGCAGGCGAUGAGUUAAAAUACGUUUGUAAAGUCGGACAGAAUGUUAAAAAAGUUGGAAGAAUUUGUUUCCUAACAAGUGAAAAGAAACUCAUUAAAUAUUAAAUGUGAAUCUUUUGUAGCCUUGAUGCAAUCAAUGUAGUGGAUUAAUGGGUUGCCUAAUUCUAUUUUACCACUAGAGGGAGCCGCGUACCCAAUUUUUCGAACCACUAGUUUAGAGCAUAGUCAAAAAUAGUUUUAAAAAAAAGAGAAAAAAAUCACUGCAAUUGUUUGCAAAAUACAACCGAACAUCCGACCGGUUUUCUGCUAAUAUUUGAGACAUUUGCAAGUGUUUACCAGUUUCACAUCCCCAAAAUGCUGAAAUCAUGGCCCAGGUUUAAAAUACUAUCUGCCCCAAAAUAGCAAAAUAAUGUGUCCUGUUUCUGAGAUAAGACCGUCCAGGCUGAUUCGCUCGACUUCCGAUGUGGAGCGGAGCCCAAGAAAAUGUAAAGCUGCGAAGGUUAGGUGUGCUUUCUCCUCCUGUGCUGCUGCUUUCUUGGGUCUUGUUGACAGCGUACAAACACUUUUACUUUUGACAUUUCCCAAUGCUGGUGGUCAUUUGUCAUGGCGCAAAAAUAUGUCCUGGGAGGGGAAAAAACACAUUGAUAUUGCAUCAAAAAGAAAUGUAAAAUCCAAUUGGGGUUCAAAUCUAAACUCCGGUUUUAUGCUAAAAUAUGGAUGGAUGACGUUAGAUGAGGCGGACCAACCUGCCGCUCGAUGGCGGUAAAAUCCUACAAGAAUCAUGUGUAGUGUUUGUUUACCAAGUACAGUAUUAAUUUAUUGGCGGUUUAUCAAAUCAUUGGCUGCCUUUGACAGCAACAGACGCAGAAAAUUCAUAAGUGAUUGAUAAUGUUUAAAAUGUAUUCGACCAGGGAGGGGUUGGCAUUCCUCUCUAAGAUAAAAUCAUGACUACCUUGUGGCGAUUUUAAAUUAAAAUUUUACCCUUUAAUUUAUUGGCUUCUAUUGACAGUGAUGGACGAUAUUCUGCCUUUUGAUAAAUUUCACAGUUCUUUGCGCUGUCGUACAGCGCCCUCUCUUGGUCGCUUUGCGACAUCGUGUGUUCUCGCAAAUUCAAUAUGGCUGCACGUCUUGAGGCUCACACCUUAGUUGUGAUGUGUUUCCAAACAUUAAUGAUCCCUCGGCAAGAUUUGGUCGCUAGAGCCCAUCCCAGCUGUCUUCUGGCAGACUAUACCCUAACCUGGCGCCACUCACAGACGGACAGACAACCAUUCCUCUCUCGCCAUCGCACCACCACUGAAUGGGAAUUGAUCACGUGCUACCUGCGCUGAAGUCAGCAACGGCAGUGAAGAGUCGCGGGCUGAGGUCUCGCGCAGGAUUGAUGGGAUAGCCACAGUUCAACCCCAUGGACACGCCAAUAGCGAGGAUGAUCACGCCGAUGCACAAAGGCUCCAUGCCUUUUGGGGCGCCAAUAUUCUGCGAGUCAGUUAUGGCCAGGAUGCACAGGAUCAACGCAGCACUUCCUGCCACCUGACAAAACGGACAAAUAUGAAGUAAUUAAUGAAAAAACUCUCAACACAGCCUUACUAGUGAGAGGCUGCUCAGUACUGAAGCUCUUGUUUUCAAUGAGCGGAGGAACAGUUUUUAGUGUGAUGAAG
Messenger RNA from Corythoichthys intestinalis (scribbled pipefish), 5975 nucleotides. It is a transcript of the gene adam10a, whose product is annotated as ADAM metallopeptidase domain 10a. The transcript is spliced from 18 exons. Gene Ontology annotation, cellular component: synaptic membrane; plasma membrane. Gene Ontology annotation, molecular function: metalloendopeptidase activity involved in amyloid precursor protein catabolic process. The record is from RefSeq and is a predicted model, not a curated record. The coding region runs from base 384 to 2630 and encodes 748 amino acids. Lineage: Eukaryota; Metazoa; Chordata; Actinopteri; Syngnathiformes; Syngnathidae. Gene Ontology annotation, biological process: Notch signaling pathway; membrane protein ectodomain proteolysis.